CUGGUCUGAUUCUAGGUUGAUGGGGUUGUCCUUGCGAUUUCUUCCCACAACUCUCCCUCGAUGCUCAACGAUGCAUCAACCACCAAAGAACCUGCCAAAGGCGCAUUGACCUUGAUGUCGGCGCAGUACGGAUGGAGGAGUUGUUGGGUUGCUGGCGGGAGGCUCAACGAGCGGACAAGGUCGCUGCCCAUCUUUUGCGGAUUCGGAACACGUUAGAACUCGAGUUCUUCGAACAUAUCACGGCCGUCCUGAAGGAAAUCGAGUCUGCAAGCAGGCUCCUCCGAGACCUCUACGACCUGUUCCCCAUCUACCGGUCCAGAGUACCCAUGAUCGUGUACUACUUGAACGUCAUUCUUCCGUCUUUUUGCAGGACCUUGCAGCAGAUGAUGAUCUACGUUGAUAACGAUGCCAUCUCAACAAGAUCACAAUGGGUCCUGAUGUACGAACGCAUGGGCGAGCAAGGAGGGAUGACUUUGGCUGCCCGCUUUGUCAUGUUUGUCGAAUUUCUAGUCCAGAUGGUUCGGCUUUUGAGCCGAUCGCCUUUAUACGAUCCGACGACGUUGGAGCUGUUGCGUAUGAGACAUAUGCGCCUGCGAGUCUUGCAAAAAAUCCCAGCGCCGCCAGGCCAAGCGCUGCUACCAAACCAUGCGCCUGUGCAACCAACACAGGCAGAUCUCGAGCGGCGCCAUUGGGCAGAAAAGAUCUUUGACGACCAGCCUCACUCGACGACACCCUUACGACACAGACGAGACUCGAAAUGCUUUGGCCCACCAAUGGUAGAUGUCAAGUUAGGCAUUACGCCCGGCUCCAAUGUGCUCUUCAAAUUACCUUUUGACAAGAAUAGAGUAUCGGUUACCUUAUAUCUCCAACCCGAAGGGCAAAACCUGACAAGGCUCCUAUGCCGAUGGAUGGACAAAUACUACAACCCAUUAUAUUCCUGCUAUGGAGUCCAUGAGUUGUGCGUGAGACGAAAGGGCUCCUCAUUGCAGUUCCGAAGAUGGAGUACCAACAAGAUGCAUCCUACUUUGUGGCUGGCGUUGUUCUUCAAGACAUGGGAGAAAAUGGUGCUUUUUCACUGCGCCUUCGGCGCUUUAAAGUCACGUUGCCCACUUACACUAAACGUCAUGCCAGAUGAUGUCGUUCUCGCCGGCGAGAAAAGAUUGUACCAAGGGAAAAUCGUCGACGAUGGUUUCGAGCAUAUCCUCACCGUGCUCCAAGAUGAGAGGUGUAAAGGUUUAAGGCUCCACGCAGCAGUGCGUAACGGAGAACUGAGAAAGUGCCCUGUUUGGACAGCUUUCGUCACAUACCAAUCCGCCUCUUGCGACUGGCUGGAGCGCCGAAGCCGACAUCGCAUCUGGCUCAGAGACAUAUAUCCCUACGUCUUCUGCCAGAAAUACAGGAAGAAGCACCAAAUGAAAAAGCACGGAGAAUUCGAAAUUUACUUUGUCAACGAAGAAGCCGCAGACGCGUUCCAAGAUAUCUUCAGCGAAGGUACCGACGGCGAAGAUGUCAUCCAGGUCAUCGAGAUGAGCGGCGCUAAUGGUCCUGGACCAAGUGAGGGGAGUGAAGAAUCUUAAUGGGAGAUUGAAAUGGAAGGAAGCAAGACUCUAUACGUUUGACUCGUCCCUGUUCGGCGAUGUCUUUUGCACAUAUCUUUUCGGGGUGGAGAAGUAAUAUGUUGAUAUGGGAGGUUGGUGUCAGUCAGCUUUGGAGUCUUGCAUUUUGAGUUUGGAUGGAUGAUGAAUGAUGAAUGAUGAGGAGAUUGAAUAACAACAGCAAGUACGCCGCUCACAGUAGGCUUUGAAUGUUUUUUGGUUUGUUUUGAUUUGAUUUUAUGUUGUAGCUAGCAAUACCCCAGCUUGUGUUUUGGUUGAUUGUUUUGAAAUUCACAGAACUUACGUAUUUGAC
Messenger RNA from Mollisia scopiformis, 1908 nucleotides. RefSeq lists its product as uncharacterized. The transcript has 11 exons. The record is from RefSeq and is a predicted model, not a curated record. Bases 132 to 1577 code for a protein of 481 amino acids. NCBI's taxonomy places the organism in Eukaryota, Fungi, Ascomycota, Leotiomycetes, Helotiales, Mollisiaceae.